Molecule: messenger RNA, 1310 nt
Organism: Tripterygium wilfordii
Lineage: Eukaryota; Viridiplantae; Streptophyta; Magnoliopsida; Celastrales; Celastraceae
Product: amino acid transporter AVT1I-like
Exons: 3
Coding region: 20-1249 (409 amino acids)
Cellular component (GO): plasma membrane
Source: RefSeq, a predicted model, not a curated record
AGAAGAGACUAGAGAAGCAAUGGAGAGCCAAAACCAUCCCUCACAAACAUCACAGCAACCAGCUGCGGCCAACGGAACCACCUUCCUUAGAACCUGUUUCAAUGGAAUCAAUGCAUUAUCAGGUGUGGGGAUACUGUCAAUUCCAUUUGCACUUAGUCAAGGAGGGUGGCUGAGCUUGGUGCUUCUCUUUUUGGUGGCAAUUCUCUGUUGUUACACAGGAGUACUUCUUCGACGUUGUAUGGAUAAGGAUCCCCUCAUCAAAACAUAUCCCGACAUAGGCGAGCAAGCCUUUGGACACAAAGGAAGGGCUCUAGUAUCCGUCUUCAUGUAUCUUGAGCUAUAUUUAGUAGCUGUGGAGUUCUUGAUACUAGAAGGUGACAAUCUAUCUAAGUUGUUUCCAAACAAGGAUUUCAGAAUUUCCGGCGUGAAAAUUGGAGGAAAGCAAGGGUUUGUUAUGCUUACUUCUCUUAUAAUCUUGCCUACAACGUGGCUAAAAAGUUUGGGUGUGCUGGCCUAUGUUUCUGUUGGUGGAGUUUUGGCUUCCAUCAUCGUUGUUGCUUGUGUUUUCUGGGCUGGGGCAGUUGAUGGUGUGGGGUUUCACGAAGGAGAUACGCUUUUCAAUUUAGGAGGAAUACCUACGGCCAUUAGCUUAUUCACCUUCUGCUAUUGUGGUCAUGCAGUGUUUCCCACACUCUGCAAUUCCAUGAAAGAUAGAAGCCAAUUCUCUAAAGUUUUACUUGUCUGCUUUAUCACUAGCACCAUCACUUACGGAUCAAUGGCCAUUCUAGGAUAUCUUAUGUAUGGAGAGUUUCUUAAGUCUCAAGUGACCUUAAACCUACCCAUCAGAAGAAUUAGCACAAAAAUAGCAAUAUAUACGACACUAAUCAAUCCCCUAACAAAGUAUGCAAUCAUAAUCACUCCAAUUGCUACCGCUAUUGAGGAUACAUUUCCUUUCCAUAAUAGCAGAUAUCUCAGUAUCCUAAUCAGAACAAUCCUUGUGAUCAGCACUGUGAUUGUAGCGUUAGUCAUUCCUUUUUUCGGCUAUGUAAUGGCCUUUACCGGUGCUUUUUUGGGUGUCACGGUCUCAAUGUUGUUACCCUGCCUAUGCUAUCUUCGGUUAAACAAGGCCGCUCGACGUCCUGGGUUUGAGUUAGUAGUUAUUUUGGGGAUAAUCAUUGUUGGGUGUUUUGUAGGUGUGGUGGGAACUUACGAUUCUGUAAAGCACAUAGUGAACCAUCUCUCCAAGUAAAAUGGCUGCUAAUUGUGCUUAUUGAACAAUAAGAUCAGUACAUAAGCUAGUGAAAAUCUCA